Messenger RNA from Harmonia axyridis, 1636 nucleotides. Its product is annotated as MRG/MORF4L-binding protein-like. The coding region runs from base 110 to 670 and encodes 186 amino acids. Gene Ontology annotation, biological process: regulation of transcription by RNA polymerase II. The record is from RefSeq and is a predicted model, not a curated record. Gene Ontology annotation, cellular component: NuA4 histone acetyltransferase complex; nucleus. NCBI's taxonomy places the organism in Eukaryota, Metazoa, Arthropoda, Insecta, Coleoptera, Coccinellidae. The transcript is spliced from 2 exons.
CCCGGCCCGGUGCAUAAACUUCAUGAAAUAGGUUAGGAACUCAGUAGUGUUUGUUUUCAUUUCGAAAACAAAAUUUUGCUCGUGUGAUAAUAUGUGAAACUCUAUCAGAAUGGAUAAUAUCGAAUGGAAUAUAUUUAACGAGGGCCAACUCCUUGAUGCAAUGGUGGGACAUAAACCAGUCGGCAUAAACAAACAUUUUCAAAUGGCAUUAAUAUGUGAACAAUUGGGUAACAACAUAAAUAAAGAUGUAAAUCCUGAAGGAAUAUGGGAACACUUACGUACUAUGUAUAAUUUAGAGGCUUUAGACAAACACGAAUCCAUUCCUUUUCCUAAUAGUAUAAGAGAAUUUGCCUUACCAGAGGAUGAUUUUGGUGAACUGAUGACAACCAAAGAAGAUCGUGGAAUGCCAAAAUUAUAUAGUCAAGUUACCACUCCUAAUUUUAAAAAUACACCAAACCGAGAUACUAAUAGAAGCACUAAAGAAUUGAAAAAAGAUACUGACAGAACAAAAUCUUCAACAAGAAAAAGAAAUUCAAGUGGUGCAAGAAGUAGGAUUGAAGAAACCCCAAAACUUCCUAAGCGACCAUUAAGAGGAAGCUUGAAACUUGAAGACAAUUCUUUGAACGGAAAAUUGAGUCCAACACCUAGUAAACGAAGAAGAAUUAUUUAAAUUUGUUGAAAAACUUUGAGACUGAGAAAGUUAUUCCUUGUAAAUUUUAUAUUGUUAUAUUUUCAGGUAGUUAUUUUCUAUUUCUAUUUUCUAAAUCAUUUGUCUUUGAAAUGAAAAGUAUUCAUUUUCGAUAAACAUAAAAGAAAUCAUUCACAUUAGUGAAACAUGCAAAAACAGUUUGAUAAUUAAUAUGCACUAUUAACUCUAAAUAAUUUAGUUAUGUACAAUAUGGUGAAAGUACAAAUUAUUUUAAUGAACAUUCCUUUAAAAAACUAGAAUAUUGAUUGAAAGUAGAACAGUUUUCAUUAAAGUUAUAUCGCAAAUAGUGAUAAAUUAUCAAAUAAUUGAAUAGUGUAUCCUUAAUCAAAAAUUUUGCGUUACAUCCAUAGAUUCUACUAUUUAUAGCAUAUCUGAUGCUUGCCUGAUUUUAUAUGACUGAAAAUAUUAGUUAUAAAUCAUGUCUAGGCACAAAAUCAUGUUCAAUAACUACUUAACUGGAUAAAAAGGCAUUGUAAAAAUUGAAGAUCAAGAAAAAACCUUUUGUUGUUAAAAACAGUUAGUAUUUGAUAGAACUCAUUUUUAAUAUAAUUCUACUUAUAACUUGAAUAUAGUCAAUAAUAAUAAUAUGAAUCUUGUUUGAUGAAAUUCAUUAUAGUGAAAGAUCUAGCAGUAUUUUAUUACAUUUUAGUAUUUUGAUCAAAAUAUGUGAUAAUUAUUAUGUAAACUUAAAGAAUAUUCUAUCCUUUUUGAUAAGUUCAACUUUCUAGUUGAUUAGUUUCUAGUCUUUAAUUUCUUUUUGUCUAACAGAACUUAAUAAUAAUAAGUAAGGUCAAAACAAUAAUGAAAUUGACAAUAUGUCAACUACCUCCCUGCCACAUAUUUAAUCAGAGAUUAAUAAAAUUACGAUAGGACAAAGUGAUAUGAUGUAGUUUAUAUUGAAAAUAUUUUUCUGUAACAUUUAAUGCU